AUGCGUAAUGAUUUACUCAGCAUGAUUGGAAUAUCUCGUGGUGCAACCUUAGAUGAAAUUAUUAUGGAAGCUCAAAAGGUGGAGGAAAUUUUAUAUCGUCGUAAAAAAGAAGAACGUAGGCUAAAAUAUUUAAACCAAAUGUCAUCUCAAAAUGAUACGUUAAAGGUUAGAAAAUCUCAGAAUGAAGUAACUAAUGAAUAUGCAAAACCAUUAUUAGCUAUGAAUGCGAAAUAUCCUUCAAAUAAUAAAACAGUUCCUUUUCAAAGAACAACAUUUAAUGAAAAGAAUACUGAUCGAUCGUUUCCAACCACAAAUUACUACAAACAAACAACUGCAGAAAUAGGAAAUAUUCAACAAUUAGAAUCAAUGAAAUGUUAUAAUUGUGGAACGUGGGGUCAUGUAGCAAGAAAUUGUCGUACAGGUAAUACAAAUAAUUAUUGGCGUGAAGAUCCCGUCCAAGUAUUUACCCAAGCUCAUGCAGUUAAGUUCCCUAUAUAUAAUCCCCUUACUGUUUUUGGACGGAUUGCUGGUUUAUCAACCCGUUUACUUAUUGAUUCAGGAGCAUCCUUAACACUUAUAAACGAAGAAUUAUUUGUAAAAUUACCUUAUUAUUUUCGUCGACGAGCUCGUAAUCCUCCUGCAUGGUUAAUUUUACAGUUAGCCGAUAAAUCACAGUUAAAAGUUAAAUGUGUUCUUUCAUUACCAAUUACUAUUGCAAAUUGUACCAAAACUCAUACGGUUUAUGUCGUUCCGAAAUUAUCACAACCGUGCAUUAUUGGAAAUGACCUUAUUCAAAAACAUAACUUGCAAAUUGAUGGACGUAGACAAAAUGCUUAUUUCAAACAAUUCUCCAAUUACAGAUUUAAUCCACAACACAAGAAACAACAGUAUUAUAAUGAUGACGAAUAUAUUCUUAUAGCUGAUGAACGUUUGAGAAUACCACCUACUCACAUAGUUCAUAUUCGUGUGUGUCCAAAUAAACCAUUUUUGGUCAUAAAUCAAGAAGGUGAUGACUAUGAAGUAACAUCGCUUAAAAACACACCAUGCGCUGCCAACGGCAUAAUUAAUCCACGAAAAAAUUUAGAAAUUGAAGUUGCAAAUUUAACAGAAAGAACAAUUAGGAUACAUCCAGGUCAAGCAUUAGCUUAUAUGAAGCGAUUAAACCAAAUUCAAGUGAAUUCGAUUAAUCAAAAAGAUUUAUCUUUGAGUAACUCCAAGCAAAGUAUGAAAACUAUUGAACCAAAUUUAACUGAAACCGAUUUAAAUGAUAUUCAAAAACAGAAACUAUUAGAUGCAAUUCGAGCAUUUCCUGAUGUUUUUAGUGAGAAGACCGGCCAAACAAGCAAAAUUCAACACGAAAUCAAGUUAUUACCCGGAUCUCAACCUUGUAAUUUACCACCAUAUCGUAUUGCACCUGCUCGACGUCAAAUUGUUGAGGAAAAUUUACGAGAAAUGCUUCAAGAUAACAUUAUCGUCCCCUCAAAAAGCCCUUGGGCUUCACCAGUUGUUUUAGCACCCAAGAAAGAUGGAACAUUUCGUUUCUGUAUUGAUUAUCGAAAAUUAAAUGCAAUGACGGUUCGCGAUGCAUAUCCAAUUCCAAGAAUUGAUGAUACCCUUGAUUCUUUACAAGAGGCCAAAUUUAUUUCAACAUUAGAUCUACGUACAGGUUAUUGGCAAGUUGAAAUGGAUGAAAAAUCACGUGAAAAGACUGCAUUUAUUACAUACAAAGGAUUAUUUGAAUUUAAAGUAAUGCCAUAUGGCUUGACAAAUGCACCGGCAACGUUUCAGCGACUGAUGGAUAUAGUGCUAGCCGGCCUUAAAUGGCAAUGUUGUCUCGUAUAUAUCGAUGAUGUAAUUAUAUAUUCUCCUACCUUUGAAAAACACAUAGAAGAUCUUAAACGCGUAUUCGAAGCUCUACGGUCAGCAAAUUUAACAUUAAAGACUUCUAAAUGUCAUUUUUGUCGUUGGGAAACAAAAUAUCUCGGACAUAUUAUUACUAGCGACGGUGUUAAACCUGAUCCAGACUUAAUCAGAUCAGUUAUUGAUUUUCCACGACCACAAACAAUUAGAGAUGUACAAUCAUUUCUUGGUCUUACCGGAUAUUAUCGUCGAUUUAUACAAAAUUAUGCCAGAAUUGCCGAACCACUCAUUAAACAAUUGCGUUUUACAAUAACUGGUAAUCAUCAUCUUCGAUGGUCCAACGAGUGUACCGAAGCUUUUAACAUAUUAAAGGAAAAAUUGACAACAGCACCCAUUAUGAACACUCCUAAUUUUGAACAACCAUUUAUAUUAGAAGUUGAUGCUUGUGAAUAUGGAUUAGGUGCAGUUCUAACUCAAGAAUAUGAUGAUAAAAAAUAUGUGAUUGCUUAUGCAAGUCGAACAUUGUCUGCAAUUGAAAGAAGAUACGGAGCAACCGAACGGGAAGCACUUGCAAUAGUUUGGGCGACGAAACAUUUCCGGGUGUAUAUUGAAGGAAGUAAGGUACUUAUUCGUUCAGAUUGUAAAGCUCUUCAAUGGUUACGAAACGCUAAAGAUGUAACAGGCCGUUUAGCACGAUGGGCAAUGAAAUUGUCAGCUUAUCAAAUUGAAAACAUACAAUAUCGUCCCGGAAAGCAAAAUGCUAACGCAGAUUCACUUUCACGAAACCCUGUCACAGAAAAUACUGAUCAAAGUCCACAAUUAUUCGCAGUUGAAACGGCGAUUAACUUAUGGGAAAAUACAAAUAUUCUUGAUGAAGUUAAAACUGAACAGCAAGCAGAUCCAAAAUUAAAAUAUAUUAUCGAUCAAUUACGAAAUAAGAAUAUACCAAUAUUUAAUGACAAACGUAAUCCAUAUUUGCUAAUUAAUGAUAUUUUGUACAAAAUGAAAAAUUCAAAUAGACAUUAUAACCAACGUGAAAUCGGUAAUAAACAUCUUUUAGUUAUUCCGAAGUCUCUGCAACAAAAAUUACUAUCUUGGGCACAUGAUCAUCCGUCAGCUGGUCAUGGUGGUCAACAAAAAACAUUAUUUCGUUUAACUACUCGGGUAUUUUGGGACUCAAUACGUAAAGACGUAUAUAACUAUGUUGCGUCAUGUCAAGCCUGUCAACAAUUUAAAUAUAAUAAUAUACCGUUAGCAAAUCCAUUACAGAUUCAUACUAUUAAUCAGCCAUGGCAUACAAUUGGUAUAGACAGUAUGGGUCCUUUUCCGAAAACAGCACGACAAAAACGAUUCUUACUGGUCAUAGUUGAUUAUUUUACACGUUGGAUUGAAGUAUUUCCUUUACGUACAACAACAUCAAUCGACAUUGCGCAAAUACUCAUUAAUGAAGUAUUUACGAGAUACGGCAUGCCAACCUUUAUUUUAUCGGAUAAUGGUCCACAGUUCGUAUCUCUUCUCUUUCAACAUUUUUGUGAAACUUUAGGAAUCGAACGAAAAUUUACAGCAAAUUAUCAUCCACAAACCAAUUUAACAGAGCGAGUCAAUAGAACCUUGAAACCUAUGUUAGCAAUUUUUGCACACGAACACCCUCAUUCUUGGGAUAAAGAAAUUCAAAAAUUAGCUUUAUCUAUUCGGACAUCUAUAAAUGAAACUACUGGUGAAACUCCAGCUUAUAUGAUGUUUGGUCGCGAUUUAAAAUUACCUAUGGAUUUAAUAAUUGGUGAACCAACACAAGGUCCACCACCAACGUCAAUCGAUUCUAGACAAAUUAAUGAAUAUCGCAAAAAUUUAAUACACAACUUGCGGAGCACAUACAACUUCGUUCGUGAACAUUCAGAAGUAGAAAAAAUAAUUCAGAAAAGAGAAUAUGAUCAACAUACAUCUCAACGACAAUUCAACAUUGGAGAUUUAGUAUGGAUUGCAACAAUUACUCCUCAAAUAGGUGAAGUUCCAUUAAGUAGAAAAUUUCAACCAAAAUAUCAAGGUCCAUGUCGACUAGUAGAACAACUUGGUCCCUCAACAUUUAUAGUACGACGAAUUAGCGAUGGAGUGAAUUUAGGAGCAACAAACAUUGAUCGAAUGAAAAAAUAUUUUCCACGAAUUCCACAUGAUCAAUCCCCAACGAUAACAGAAAAUAUGCAAAAUAUAGAACCAGAAAGGAUUGACGAUUUAAUUUUGGAUAAUGAAGUUCGCAGAACAUCAGAUCAAGAUUCAAAUACAGAUGUGGGAGACUCAUUUAUAGAGGAAGCAUCAGUUACAACAGAACAACCAAGUUCACGACGGAAAUCGAGUCGGAAGCGUCAACUUCCUGCCCGAUAUCGAGAUUCCAUUUGA
Messenger RNA from Rotaria sp. Silwood2, 4254 nucleotides. Lineage: Eukaryota; Metazoa; Rotifera; Eurotatoria; Philodinida; Philodinidae. The record is from the annotation of a GenBank genome assembly.